Messenger RNA from Triticum dicoccoides, 1654 nucleotides. RefSeq lists its product as uncharacterized. NCBI's taxonomy places the organism in Eukaryota, Viridiplantae, Streptophyta, Magnoliopsida, Poales, Poaceae. The coding region runs from base 170 to 568 and encodes 132 amino acids. The transcript has 3 exons. The record is from RefSeq and is a predicted model, not a curated record.
GGCCACAUCCGCCACAGGCGCAGCCACCUCGCCGAAUAGAAGAUAACAUAGAUAGAUAGGUUAAGACCAGGCAUACCACUUAGUUUGCAUCGUAGCUAGCUAAAAUUUACUGUACCCAUAAUCAACAGCGAGCAGGAUCGAAGAUUGAAACAAACUUGCACCAUGAGAAAUGGCGUCGGCGUGCUCCCUAGCUCCAGGAGUCUCCCUCCCCUUGCACCAGCCCCCCUUGCCUUCACCUCCUAUAGCUAAGUUUCCAUUUCAAUAUUCCUCUCCUUCAAUCUCACCGAUAGUGCUCUGCAUGCUCUGUUUUGACUGCAGGCUGCGGCACCGUACCGCGCGCAUGGGGGCGAACUAUCGAGCCGUGGCCGCUGCGAGGACGGUCUCAUUGGGCGCCGCCAGGAGGAUGCUCGGUUCAGCCAUGUGUGGUGUGGAGGCGGUGGUGGCCGUGCCACCGUUGUGCUCGUGCGCCUAUGAGCUGCAGCUGGCCAGCCAACGCUACUUCGACGCCAGAACGGAUGGUGAGUUCGGCGGCGGGUAUCCUGUAGAAGCGGGGAACACGUUUCCAUAGCCAGUAUAAAAUUGUGUGAGCUUUCUCACAUCCUAAUAAGCUUUAUUUAUAUUGUUGGAGGGAAAAUGUGGGCCUUUCCAUCUGUAUAUCCAUGUAUCCUUCUAAUCAGACAACAGCGUAGAUGGGAUGGUAUGCUACACGCGGUGCUGCUGUAGCGGCAGCGGUGGGACUAGGAGUCACCAGAUCUGGCCAGGUGUGGUUGGUCCCCAUCUCCAGCCAUGUUUGGCGUCUUGCCAAGUUCAUGCCUCCACGGAUACGGGUGGCACGAUGCGGCGUUUUUGAUCUUUUUCUGCAGGUCUGGAUUGAGAGAAGGGUGAUGCAUUUUUGGUGGUACUCCUCGAGUAUCGAUUCUCAAUUCCUAGGGUGAAAACCCAAGGUCUGGCCCUCAUUGUUUGUACUUGGCAAUGGCCUUGUUGAAGGCAUUGUUUUUGGGUGAACUCGGAAUUUUUCCAAGGUGAAUACCCACGAUCUUCGAUCGGGCAACGACAACGCUUGUGCAUUGUUUCUUUCUUGGGGGCGUUGCUUUUGGAGAACCUUUUUUGUAAUCCGGGCAUUGUCUUCGGUGGUGGUUAGAGUGCUACUGAUGCAUGCUAGCGAUUGAUCACCAUGGAGGGGUAUUUUUUUUCUUCUGUUCUUUUUAUUUUGUUUUUUGGAUGUGUAUCCUUGAUGUCUUUGGACAUCUUGUUGGUAGAGAGGCCGGGUGUAAUUGGAGGCUUGGGGUUCCACGACCUUGAUAUAUUCACUUAUGCAAAGUUGGCUAAACACACAUGACUAUUUCUAUCUAGAUAGCUCAUGUACGAGGGUCCUUCACGGAAGAUACCAUGAAAUGAUUUUUUUUUCAAAUGCGGGUUCCCGCAUAGUGCAUCGUUAACUUCGCAUGCUAUUCUGAAAGGAUGAGAAGGUUUGAAGGAGGGUAUGUUGUGAAAAAUUGGGAAUGCACAUACUACAGAGAUAUGGUAUGCUAAAUGGGUGCAGGGCACGCCGCUGAUGAAACCACUAUGAUACAUGUGAGGAACUCUGGUCCAACUUGUAGCUGAUCUUAUCGAUGAAAAAACACGCGCGACUGGAACACUCCAUUCAUUCAUU